Messenger RNA from Peronospora farinosa, 750 nucleotides. Lineage: Eukaryota; Oomycota; Peronosporomycetes; Peronosporales; Peronosporaceae. The record is from the annotation of a GenBank genome assembly.
AUGGCUGGUAAAGUAAUCAAAAGGGUGCAUUGUCAUCUAUUAAACAUGCCAAAGUUAUACAAUCUAGUGCCCAAUCUAGAGAAAAAUAGGAUGAAAUUUGUGCGAUUGAGCACGAAAGUGUGUAGUCCAGAGACACUUGAGAAGCAGUUGCCUACUAAAAGCCUCAGUAGUAGAUCUUAUCGACUGCAAAUGGAUGGCAAUGAUAAUCUUAAUGAUACGAAGACUCAUACGACAAGUAGAAGAAGUAAAUUGCAUCAAUUGGCAAUUGAAGAUGUCACUUUUCUUCCCAUUGACGAUAGUAAUGUACAAGAACUCUAUAAGAUGAACGAAAAGCUGUUUCCUAUCAAAUACAACAAUGCAUUUUACGAAUAUGUGGCAGAUGCACCUGAAGGAUAUUGCAAACUUGCUUACACAGCUAAUGGAGAUGCUAUUGGUGCAAUAUGUUGCGAGCUGGAAGAUGUCAAGAUCUUGAAAAAACGUCGUUUUCGUCUGUGUAUUCUAACGCUUGGAGUGUUGCAAGAAUAUCGCCGCUCUAAAUUAGGCACUUUACUGCUUGAAAGCGUCAUCUCACAGGCUCGCAAGGACCAGCUUGCAUAUGUGUAUCUCCACGUCCAGAGUUGCAACAAGGCUGCCCUGCACUUUUACUUUGCACGUGGCUUUAAAUUCGUCAAGUUCAUGCACAAUUACUAUCCGGAAAUUCAUCCGCCGCAUUGUUUCGUACUGCGACUGCAGCUCCAUGCGACUACAUGA